UUUCAUCAUGUUUUAUCGGUGUGUUGUGUAAAUAACGAAUGUGAUUCAUUUCAAAAUAAGGAUUUAGGUUUGAUAGUUGUAAUGAUUCAUUUUGAAAAUAUUCACGUGUUGUUUUUAUUUUUACAGCACUGCCGCGCCCCUUGUGAGGUUAAGCGGCUCGGAAAAUGUGUCGCGACGAAGCUGCGAUCCUUACAGACCACCGGGUGGCGGUAAUGCGUCAAUAUUUUGUCAACGGUGUUGACGUCAUUUCCCCGCGACGCUCCGAAAGCAAGCGCGCCCCCGGAGCCAAAAUGGAGGCGAGGUACAGCGAGCGAAGUGAAGAAAGUCAUGUCGGUGGCGUGAAGGAAGGAAACAUUUUGACGGGCUGAACGACGACGACCGACAGACAAGUCAGUGGACGACGCAGGCGGCCAUGGCGCAGCGGCGGGGGGGCGCCUGCACUUGGAAGAGACACAUCUGCGAGCAGCUCAGGCUCCGAGACCGCCUGCAACGCCACGCCUUCGACGAGAUCGUCCAGCGGUACAAUCGACUCCUGGAGAAGUCGGACCUUCGGGCCGUUCUGUCGGAGCGCUACCAGGCGGACAAGUAUGAAGUCGCGCGAGGACACGAAGCCGCGGCGACGGACGCCGGUCGCGGCGACGGGCUGGCGCUGCAGCAGGAGAUGGCCGACAUGAGGAUCCGCCACCAGGAGGAGCUGACGGAGCUGCACAAGAAACGAGGGGAGCUGGCCCAGACUGUGAUCGAGCUGAACAACCUGAUCCAGCAGAAGGACAAAGAGAUUCAGAGCAACGAGGCCAAGCUGCAGGAGUACCAGCGGCAGACGGCCGACCUGGAGGGAGACUGCCGAGAACUCAACAACUGCCUGCAGGACUUGGAGCGAGCCAACCAGACGCUGAAAGACGAGUACGACGCCCUUCAGAUUACCUUCAGCGCCCUGGAGGAAAAACUGAGGAAGACCACGGAGGACAACCAGGAACUGGUCUCCCGUUGGAUGGCCGAGAAGGCUCAAGAAGCCAACCGGCUCAAUGCCGAGAACGAGAAGGACAGCAGACGCAGACAGGCUAAACUGCAGAAGGACCUGGCGGACGCCGCCAAAGAGCCGCUUCCCGUCGACCCGGACGACAACAUCGAGGUUUUGGCCGAGGAUUGCGGGAAGGGAGGCGGCGAGACGGCGCGCGAGCGAGCGCUCGGCAGAACGGCGAGUCAUUUGUGUUCCAGUAAGAAAAUCCCGCCUUCCCAGCCGCCACCCGGCGGUCUGCUGGACUCCAUCUCCAACAUCUUCGGACGGCGAGGCGCCAACUCUUUCGGGACUUCCCCGGAAAACUGCCAGACUCCGUCGGGGGCCUGCGUCGAGGUUCGAGUCCCGUCCACGGCGCUGCACGUAUUUGAAGCGCACGACGGCGAGGUGAACGCGGUGCGGUUCAGCCCCGGCUCGCGUCUCCUGGCCACGGGAGGGAUGGACCGCAGGGUGAAGCUCUGGGAGGUGGUCUCAGGACGCUGCGAGCCCAAAGGAGCUUUGACCGGGAGCAACGCCGGCAUCACCAGCAUCGAGUUCGACAGCGCCGGUUCGUACCUGUUGGCUGCCUCCAACGACUUUGCGAGCCGCAUCUGGACUCUGGAGGACUACAGACUGAGGCACACGCUGACCGGACACAGCGGCAAGGUCCUGUCGGCCCGCUUCCUGCUGGACAACGCCCGCAUCGUCUCGGGAAGCUACGACCGGACCCUCAAGCUGUGGGACCUCCGCAGCAAAGUCUGUAUGAAGACCGUCUUCACGGGCUCCAGCUGCAACGACAUCGUGUGCACCGAGCAGUGCGUGAUGAGCGGACACUUUGACAAGAAAGUCCGCUUCUGGGACAUCAGGGCCGAGAGCAACGUGCGGGAGCUGGAGCUUUUGGGCCGGGUGACGUCUUUGGACCUGAACCACGACCGCACCCAGCUGCUCGCCUGCUCCAGAGACGACCUGCUCAAGAUCGUGGACCUGCGCACGAACGCCGUCAGGCAGACCCUCGGCGCUCAAGGCUUCAAGUGUGGCGCCGAUUGGACCCGGGUGACCUUCAGUCCCGACGGAAACUUUGUGGCCGGCGGCUCGGCGGACGGGGCGCUCUACAUCUGGAACGUUUUGACGGGCGAGGUGGACCGAACGCUGGACCGCAAUCACAACUCGGCCAUCAACGCGGUGUCGUGGUCUCCGUCGGGCACGUACGUGAGCAGCGUGGAGAAGGGCAGCAAGGCCAUCCUGUGGUCCGACAUGUGACCGGACCGGAUCGCACUGCACCGGAGGCGACGCGACGACGCGCCCCAACCCGCCUCCACACGGGUGUCCACGGACGCACUUUUUUUUUUUUUUUUUUUAUUGAAACUGUGUCCGACUCCGACGGGUUGGGUCCUACCCUCGAUGUACAGAACUGGACUUUUUUUUUUUUUUUUUUCUUGUGACUUUCUUGCCGUUAAUGUUCACUUGUCAGCACGGUCUUGACUUUGUACACACGCAAAGCCAAUAAAGACGUCCAAGCUGGCCUCGGCUCGCUUCCUAAAGCUUCAGCGAGAUGGAAGAAAGUUCGAGUGUGGAUGGAGAUGCGUGUGCGAGCAUAAUAAGCAGCUUAGCGCGUUUGUAUAAAUCCGUCCGGCCGGGGCGGAUCGUCAGUCUUCGUCGUCGUCGUCGUCAGGUGUCAUCGAGCUCCCUUGCAAUUCCGUCACCGCUUUGAUUUGAUUCUGCGCCGACGUGUCUUUGCACAUUAAUAAUAAAAGUCACGUCGAGUGUCUUGCAGGUGCGCUGAUCAUGAGUCCCAAACGGGUCGUCUUCAAGAAAGCCUCCCGAGACAAGUCUGUAAGUUAACGGCUUCGUGCUUUUGGGCGCUGGCUCUGCUACGGAAUGACUCGUGUGGCGCUCACGGAAACUAAAUGGAAUCGGCCCAAGUAGGAGACCAAUUCAUGCAUGUAAUGUAUGUAAAAGUGCCAAACGGUCACAUUUGCCCAAAACGAAAAGAAGAAACUCGCUCGAUGCGGCGCGAUUGGGGCCCCAAGAAGCGAUGCGCUGGGCCAGAGCUGGCCCCCUGGCCACCAGUUUGACACCUCUAAAACGUUCCUCCCUUUUUGUUUUUGCUUUCGGGCCAAAGAGACGACGUGAGUUGCGUUCCUUUCACUUUUCACUUUUUCUUCUCGUACUUUUGCCCCGAGCUUUGUCGUCUUUUUUGGAUUUUGUUUUCAGCGAGGCUGACGACAUCACCUUCGAGGAUUUCAGACGUUCUUACCUUCGCGCCGUCAUCGGAGACGACGACGACGACGUCUGAACUUGAAAGAGAAGGCGGGGCUAGCGGACAACUAGACAACCGUAGCAAAAAGUGCUCGGAGGGAUCGAUGGCGAACCGCCGUCUCCGUCGCCAGUUAGCGGCUUCUGGGCGGCGACGUCGAUUGCGUCUGCUUUGGAAAAUCAAAUAAAAACUCCCAAGAAAGUCACGUCAGCAUUUUUCUUGUAUUCAAACACAGCGACUCCCAAUUGUACG
Messenger RNA from Syngnathoides biaculeatus (alligator pipefish), 3506 nucleotides. RefSeq names its product ATG16 autophagy related 16-like 1 (S. cerevisiae) (gene atg16l1). Gene Ontology annotation, biological process: autophagosome assembly; negative stranded viral RNA replication. Gene Ontology annotation, molecular function: protein binding. Gene Ontology annotation, cellular component: autophagosome membrane. The transcript has 20 exons. Bases 413 to 2257 code for a protein of 614 amino acids. NCBI's taxonomy places the organism in Eukaryota, Metazoa, Chordata, Actinopteri, Syngnathiformes, Syngnathidae. The record is from RefSeq and is a predicted model, not a curated record.